AUGAACAUCAAGAUGAACUCUGCAGAAAAAUUAUAUAAUUUACAAGAGUUGUUACAAAUACAAAAUAUAAGUAAAGUAGGAGAAUCAAAGACAAUUGAAUAUUUAAAGAAAAAUGAAACAGAGAUAUGUUCAAUAGCUUAUGACCAAUUACUUCAAAAUGGUAAUUUGCAAAAGGCAAUUGCUGAACAAGCCAAAGAAAACAACCGUUCACCAUUAAAUGUACCUGCUGGUGUACAGUAUGCUCGUGUCUCUAGAGUAUCACAUCAAACUGGUUAUCAUGUGUCUGUUGAACCUCCUCCUUCCUCACCUCCUGAAAAGAGAGUGUACUACCCAUGCAAAGACGAACGAGCAGGUAUUGAGACACUGAUUCGCAUGCUUCGUGUCUCACCAGAGUACCUCUCUCGCAUUCUAUUGGCUGGUGAAGAACCUCUUUCGUCACUACCUAACGAAGAGUCUCUUCCAAAUGUGGUGCUAUCAAUGUUUGGAAACUGUACUACACCCAAUGACGAGUUACUCUUUAUGCAACUCAUCCAGACAAUGAUCAACAUUGAGUAUGCUGAGCAUCUAAACAGAUGGGGUGACAAUGCAUCACCGUCUAGCUACUCCAACAAGGAAAACCUCUCCAACAAGUUACUCAACGCUCACGUAGAACGAUCUUACAAGGCUCCCUAUCACUCUCUCUUUAUGGACUUUAUAGAGGGUCUAGUCUCCGGUAGAGCAUUUUUAUUUGAAAACAAACAAGAUCAUUCAAGUAUUAUAGAUCAGAUAUCUUUAUCUCAUUCUGCUAGAUCAAUUCCAACUCCAACUUCUUCUUCUUCUUCUUCUUCUUCAUUGUCAACUUCUAUUUCAUCAUUAUCAUUAUCAUCUACUUUUAUCGCUUCACCAUCAAUAAUGUCACCACGUGAAUCAUUAAAUAAUGAAUGGGUUGAUACUGGAGCAAGAGAAUUCAUUUCAAGAGUAUUGGAUCAAGUUGACAAGAUACCUUACACACUUCGUUGGCUAUCCAAACAUACUGUACAGUUGGGACGGUCAUCUCACACAGAUGGCGACAAGGAAGCAAUCUUUAAUACCAUCUUCUAUAAUCUUCUAGUUCCCAUAUUGGUGAGACCCGACCAAUUCUUGGGUAUUGAAAUACCAAUGAAAUCAAUGAACCAGUAUUUUGCCAUUGCCAACAGAAUCAGAGAUUUUAUGACCAAACCAGAAACCAUUCCUCAAUCACUCAAGGAACUCUUGAUACCAAAGAUUAAAAACUUUUAUCAACAAGUAACUUUGGUUCCAGAUUUGGAAGAAUAUUUUAAAGCACCAUCAUCAAGAAAUCAAGAAUGUCAAUAUAAAAUACCAAUGUUUAUGUCUGAUUUAUGUAAAUUGUUUAGUGUCAUUGAAUCAUCUAAUAAGGUUAUUCGUAACACAGCCAUCGACCAAUCGUCAUCUGAAAUUAUCAAUUUAUUCGAUAAAUCUAAUUUCCACAGUAAAAUUGAUUAUAGUUAUGACUUGAUGGAGAUUCAUCUUGGUGGACAAGAUAAACCAGUGGAGAAACCAACUAUCACACCUGAACAGUAUUUGUUAAAAUACUGCAAGAAUCAAUUGACUCAAUGUUUAUUAAUGCUCCCUCAAUUAUGUGGUUGUACCAAUAGUAAUGAAACUAUUUGUAAUAUUUUAAAAACUCAACAAAAUAGAAAUAGAGAUAGUAAAUUUCCAGAAAUAAUUAAAGAAACUAUUAAAUCACUCAAUCAAUUACCAAUAGAAUAUCAACAACUUGAUUUUGGUUUAUUAAUGUCUGAAAUGGAGUUGGAUGUACAAGCUGAAAAACUUAAACACAACAAAGAAAAGACUGCGAUCACCAAGAAUAUCAAUGCUUUGAAUGCACAAUUGGAAAGUGCCCUAUCUCAAGAAUCAAUCCUCAUUGAAUCGUUGGUCUAUCAAAAAAGAAAAGCAUAUGAUAAAAUCACCAAUGUCCUUAAAUCGUAUGCUGACCAAAACAUCAAGAGAGUCCUUUGUCAUUGUGAUCCCAUUAAACGUUUUCAAUUUCCACAAAAAGCUGGGGAAGUUGACUGUGAAGUCUGUGAAACCUUACCAAAAAUACUUAGGAAUACAAUGGAAAGACUCAUCAUUGCAUUAAACUCUUCAUGGGAAACAAAAAAUAGACAAGCUCUACAAAAAGUUAUCAUUUCAAUGGAAAAAUCUAUUCUUUCUGAAAUCUAUAAUCAUAUAUUUACAACCUCACAAAGAGAUGUAUUCUUUUUUUCAGAUUUAAAUAGAUUACAAAAUAUUCUUGGUCACGAAGCAUUUAAAAUUAAAGAGUCUGUUUAUGGAACUGUUUUACCAUUUGAAAGUGCCCAAAGAGAAUUACAAAGAAUCAAUCUAUUUAUUACUCCAAAAGAUAAGAUUCAAAUUAUUAAAAAUACUUGGUCACUUGUAACUAAUACAAUGAAAGCAUUGGAUCAAGAAAUAGCACCAGAUGAAUAUUAUAGUAUUAUGAGUUUUGUCAUCUUCAAAGCCAACGUUCCACAUCUUUUAACAAACAUUCAAUAUAUUAAACUUUAUUCCAACAACAAAAUCGUUGAUGAAAAUGAUGAACACGAAUUUACCAUAUUCCUAGGAGCCGUCUCCUAUGUUGACGAAGUUGUAGAAAAAGCAAACAAGACCAUUCCAACUUAUUUUACUGCUGCCUAA
This is a messenger RNA of Cavenderia fasciculata, 2673 nucleotides long. RefSeq names its product RasGTPase-activating protein. Gene Ontology annotation, biological process: vesicle-mediated transport. Gene Ontology annotation, cellular component: cytosol; endocytic vesicle. NCBI's taxonomy places the organism in Eukaryota, Evosea, Eumycetozoa, Acytosteliales, Cavenderiaceae. The transcript is spliced from 6 exons. Gene Ontology annotation, molecular function: guanyl-nucleotide exchange factor activity; small GTPase binding. The record is from RefSeq and is a predicted model, not a curated record. Bases 1 to 2673 code for a protein of 890 amino acids.